Messenger RNA from Dreissena polymorpha, 3047 nucleotides. RefSeq names its product craniofacial development protein 1-like. Bases 79 to 1017 code for a protein of 312 amino acids. The transcript is spliced from 9 exons. Lineage: Eukaryota; Metazoa; Mollusca; Bivalvia; Myida; Dreissenidae. The record is from RefSeq and is a predicted model, not a curated record.
UCUUACAACGCCGCACCUUUUUGUUUCACUUUACGUGAGCAUUUGUUUCUUCAAAAAUUCAUUUUCCAGACAUACGAAAUGUCAGACGAGGAGGAUUUGCCUGAUUCCACUGAUGAUGAAGAUUAUGUGCCUUCAGAAGGGGAAGCUGUGUCAGAGGAAGAGAAUUCAGGUGACGAGGAAAACUUUGAUGCCUUGAGAGAUGAUGGUGAACCAGCAGCUUCUGGCAAGCGGAAGAGAAAAUCACCCAAGAAAAAGACUUCACCUGUAAGAAAGCGAAGAGGUGGAAUAAAAUUAGAGGAUGAGCAAGAGGAGGUUGGAGUGGUUGAAGACAAGAAUGUGGAGCUGCAGCAGCAGAUUAUUGCGGAGGGUGAGGCCAAGAAAGAGGAGCAUGCAAAGAAGCGUGCAGACGACCUGUGGUCCAGUUUUAUGUCUGACGUGGGCAAGAGACCUGAGAAGAAGCCAGAACUAGCGCCUGGGGGAUCCUUAGCUAACAUCAUGUCCAAGGCCCCCACCCCCAGCAAGCCUGAUCCCUUCGUCUCCCCUGGUGGGAAGCCCAUGUCCAGUGCCCCUCAGGCCUCAACUGCCCCUGCUAAAUCCACCAUCACUGUGACCAAGGUCUAUGACUUUGCAGGGGAAACAGUCCAGGUGACCAAGGAGCUUGAUGUGAACUCAAAGGAGGCGCAGGCUGAGUUACGCAAGAAGCAGGAGGGCGUGGCCGGUGCUUCCUCCACAGACUCACCCACGGCCGCCUCAGGGGGAUUGAAGCGUCCAUCUGCAGGGGGCCUGGGAGGGGUGCUGGCUAAGAUCAACAAGCCGCCCAAGAUGGGGACACUGGAAAAAUCCAAGCUCGAUUGGGAAUCAUUCAAGCAGAAAGAAGGCAUAGAUGAAGAGCUCAAAAUUCACAACAGAGGAAAACAAAGUUACAUAGAGAGAAUGAAUUUCCUACAGAGAACAGACCAGAGACAAUAUGAAAUAGAACGGAACUUACGACUUGGGUCUUCAACAAGUAAAAGAUGAUACAAUUGAAGAUUGUAUUCAAAUUUAUACAAUAAAAAAAUCUCAAGUUAACAAAAGUGAUACAUUGAUUUGAUUAUGAUAUGAAAAGGAACUCAAUUGACCAGUCGCCAAAUUAUCGAUCGCUCCGCCCACAUAGUCACGUGGUCUAGUGAUUAGAAAACUCCGACAAGCAGAUCGCAAUUAUAGCGGAUUACGUGAGGGAAAUUCUAUAUUUGUAAUGAUGUAUUAUGCUCUUUUCUAUAAAAUAAAUUAUUAAAGCCGCACACUAACCUAAACUGCUUUGUAAAACGUUAAUACAAUCAUAAAAACUUUAGAGAGAAAUGGCGUAAUCAAAAUAAAUGAGUUAACGGCAGACUGACUAUCAGAAACGUUUCUUAUAUAUAUUAUAUAGGGAGGUGAUGAAAAAUCCGUUGUAAAAAUGAGCAUUUAUUUCAUAUUGAUUUUGAACUUGUAUUCAACCGUCUCACAGUGAACCCGGUGGCUAUUCAUAUAUAAUUUUGAAAAUAUUUUUAUUAAAUGCAAAUGACAUAUCCAUAUCAUGAUGGGUUUUUUGUUUAUUAAAAAUGUUAAGAUCUUUGUGCUAUUGAGUUAUUUUUAAAAAGACACCGAUUUUUGUUAUUUGGAUAUAAAUUAAAUUUUGAUUGUAACCAUAAUUUAAUACAGGCCUAAUUUCGUGGUUUCAUUAACAGAUAGUCUAAUAUGCAUUUUAUUUUAUUUAUGUUUAAUGCGAACCUGUUACAUUUCACUAUCAAAAAAUGAAAUGUUGGUAUUACGGUGCUGUUCACGAACAUUCGAAUUGAAAACAUUUAGCAUAUUAUGCAUUUGCUUAUUUAUAACAAGAUGGCCCUUAUAUUUUAAUUGCAAUUUUCACAUUUCUCCCCAUAUCAAUAUAUGUUGUAUUAGAAAUGUUGUUGUUGUAUUAUAAGCCGUACAUUUUACACUUGAAGUCGCUUUAAGCUGGCUAAGCCGCGUUGAAAUCACCUUUUUGUUGUUUUUACUUUAGUUAAAACAAUAUUUAAGUUAACAAUUUAUAAUGAUUUCCCUUGUUUAUGAUCCACAGAAAAUAAAUAUAUAAUUGGAAAUCAUUUAAGUAAUUAAAUAGUUUUCUUUUCUUGUGUACAGUUCCUAACAAUGCCUUAAUGUUCCUUCAUUCUGAGAUCCACGCAACAUACUGUUAUUUAUUAAUCAUCAACAAUUACGCUGAGAUUAAUAAGCACGUGUGGCAAUUAUUAUGUUGCCCAAACUGCUUAAUAAUAUUGUGCAUCAAUACGGUAUAACACGUUUUAUAGAACACACACCUGGUGUGGUUAAACUAUUUAUUGUGUUUGUUUUCUCAUUACUCGUUCAUAUGUUCAAGAAAUAAAGAUAAAAUAAUAACCUUUUAUAAAGUAUGUAUAGCACUUACAAUUUUGAAUAAUGAUCGAACAGUAAUGAUCAUGCAUUUGAUAUAAAAUCUGUGUAAACUCUGAAAAAAUUAUGUCCAUUCCAUAUGUACAACACGCUUUGUUUGUCGGACAAAAUGGGGGCCAGAUAAGCGUUGCUGAGGGGUGUGUGAAAAAUCGAUAUCUGAUUGGCUGAUCGACAAAAUGUGGGCGGAGUUGGCGACUGGUCAAUUGAAAUAUGGGGUAUUGAUUGCCUGUACAGUUAUACACAUCUUGUUGUGUAUUAUUAACAGACCCCUAGCUCGAACAAAAUGACCAAGGUUAGAAUGAAUUCUGGAGCUCCUUCAAAUAACUUGACUAAUGCUGUCCAUGAACAUCAGAUUUUCAAUAUCUUUGAACAUCUAUUUGUACUUGAUUAAUCAUGUCAUACAUGGGUAUGUUGUUCAUCUUCAGCUAAUAACAUUGUGAAUGCUGAUGUCAUGUUUAUAUUAUUUUGUGCUGCAAUGUCUUUAUGCAGGUAGAAAUGAUUGUGCUGGUUGAAGAAUUAAAAUGUAUCCUUAGUUUCAGUCUAAAUUUCACACCAGAGCCACAUAUUCAUACUUGUAUGUGUAUAUUGAUCAGGAAAAAAGAAAACAAAUGUUUAAAGUU